GCCACCAUAUAUGUUGGUGGUCUGGAUGAAAAAGUCAAUGAGGGCAUUCUCUGGGAACUCUUCGUCCAGGCAGGUCCUGUUGUAAAUGUCCACAUGCCUAAGGAUCGCAUCACCCUGAAUCACCAAGGAUAUGGCUUUGUGGAAUUCCUUGGGGAAGAGGAUGCAGAUUAUGCCAUAAAAAUAAUGAAUAUGAUCAAGCUUUUUGGGAAGCCUAUUCGUGUCAACAAGGCAUCAGCACAUCAAAAGAACUUGGAUGUUGGAGCCAACAUCUUCAUUGGUAAUUUGGAUCCAGAAGUGGAUGAGAAGCUUCUUUAUGACACAUUCAGUGCUUUUGGUGUCAUUCUCCAAACACCCAAGAUCAUGAGGGAUCCAGAUACUGGAAACUCAAAGGGCUUUGCUUUCAUCAACUUUGCAAGCUUUGAGGCCUCGGAUGCAGCCAUUGAGGCCAUGAAUGGUCAGUAUCUGUGCAACAGAGCCAUCACUAUUUCAUACGCCUUCAAGAAAGACUCCAAGGGAGAGAGACACGGAUCGGCAGCAGAACGUCUCCUGGCCGCUCAGAAUCCUCUGUCUCAUGCUGAUCGGCCUCACCAGCUCUUUGCCGAUGCCCCACCCCCUCCAAUGCAACCUCCUCCACCCCCUCCUCCAGGUGGAGCCCCACUCCCACCUACUUUCCCCCAGGGUCACAAUGCGAUGGGACCUCCCCCGAUGAGCGGACACAUGCCUCCCAUGCCACCUGGCAUGAUGGGUCACAUGCGGAUGCCACCUCCUCCACCGCCCGGAAUGCAGCCUCCACCUCCUCCUAUGCCACCCUCCCAACAUGGCAUGCAGGCUGGAAGCUCUACUUCGGGAAUGCAUCCACCAAUGCCUCCUUCCAUGAGUGGCCAAUCAAUGUCAUCAAUGGGGGGACCUCCCAGAAUGAUGUGGCAAGGGGGACCACCCCCUCCUCCAGGACCUCCUCCACCACCAGGUAUGAGAGGAGGACCUCCACCACCACCACCACCUCCGCCACAGAUGCAAGGCAUGAGAUGGGGAGGUCCAGGACCAGGUGGGGCACCUCCACCUCCUCCUCCACCCGGGCCACCCCGCAGCAUGAGUGCAGGAUACCAGAGACCGCCGUAUCCUCCGGGGCCUCCCGUCCGAGGCCCGCAGCCACCCCCUCCCCCUCCACCACAGUUGAGAGGAGCCCCCCCUCCUCCACCCUGGGGUGUGAGACCCCCACCCCCCUCUCAGCCACCCGAAUAAUUCCAAG
Messenger RNA from Darwinula stevensoni, 1249 nucleotides. Lineage: Eukaryota; Metazoa; Arthropoda; Ostracoda; Podocopida; Darwinulidae. The record is from the annotation of a GenBank genome assembly.